Messenger RNA from Strongylocentrotus purpuratus (purple sea urchin), 2095 nucleotides. RefSeq names its product betaine--homocysteine S-methyltransferase 1. Bases 222 to 1328 code for a protein of 368 amino acids. NCBI's taxonomy places the organism in Eukaryota, Metazoa, Echinodermata, Echinoidea, Camarodonta, Strongylocentrotidae. Gene Ontology annotation, molecular function: zinc ion binding; betaine-homocysteine S-methyltransferase activity. The record is from RefSeq and is a predicted model, not a curated record. The transcript has 9 exons.
UGACUGUCUGUGAGCAUAACACACCAAGGAGUAAGGAUGAUACACGAAGUCCAUUGAUCAUUCACUGACAUUUUACCAAGACGUCUUGACGGAUUGUACGCUGUACUGUCUUUCGCAUCACAUUAUACCAAGUACAGUACCACUACCAGUAGAACCGUUCAUCAACUCACAUCUCCCUGAGCGUACGGUCAAGAAUAACGACGACCAUUGUUAUUGUCACAAUGUCCAAGAAAGGUUUAUUAGAGCGGCUUGAAGAAGGACCAGUAGUUGGAGAUGGAAGUUUCGUUAUCACCCUAGAGAGGAGGGGCUAUGUCAUGGCCGGUAACUGGACACCCGAAGCUUGUAUAGAAUAUCCAGACGCAGUGAAGCAGCUUCAUCGUGAAUAUCUCCGAGCAGGUUCUGACGUCAUGCAAACGUUUACAUUCUAUGCCUCUGAGAACAGUAUGAGUGUAAAGGCCGACUCAAACCUAAAUAAUUGUAAUUGGAAGACACUCAACCAGGUAGCUAGUGACCUUGCCCGGGAGGUAGCUGACGAAGGUGGCGCCCUAGUAGCUGGUAGUUUGUCACCCAUAACAGCUUACAAGGAGGGAACUGAGGGCAAGGAAUUCAUCCAAAAUGAAUUUAAGAAACAAUGUGAUAUAUUCGUCGAAAAGAAAGUGGACUUUCUGCUUGGUGAGUUUUUUGGUGAGGUUGAAGAAGCUGAAUGGGCCAUUGAAGUGAUGGCUAAAACCGGAAUGCCAGUAGCAUGUACGACGAGGAUGGGUAUCAUGGGAGAUGAAAGUGGGGUCAAACCAGGCGAAGCAGCCGUCAGGAUGGCCAAGGCAGGUGCUAAUUUGGUUGGUGUAAACUGUUGCUACGAUCCUGAUACCACUUUGUUGACUAUCGAGAUGAUGAAAGAUGCUUUGAAUGAAGCUGGAAUGAAGAACACUUAUCUCAUGGUGCAACCUGUUGGGUAUCAUGCUCAAGAGAUUGCUAAUGAUCCUAAAGGAUACUUCGCACUUCCAGAAUUUCCUUUUGCCAUGGAGCCGCGUGCUCUUACCAGAAUAGACGUACACAAGUUUGCUCGUAGAGCCUAUGAGCUUGGUGUAAGAUACAUCGGAGGGUGUUGUGGGUUCGAACCCUACCACAUCAGAGCUAUAGCUGAAGAGCUGAGUCCAGAGCGUAAUCGCAGACCACCAGGUAAAGAUAAACACGAAGGAUAUGCUUCACUCAAACGAAGCGCUUUCCAAAGUCAAAGAGAAAGAGCGAACCCACAGUAUUGGAACAGCUUGAUUCCUGCCACUGGACGAACUAAUAUUCACAAGUUAGCUGAGGGCAAAUCCGUAUAGAUUUCAUGUCGCCAUGUCUCAAAGAAGAAAUGACUGCCAAAACAAUGCUUUCCUUUGCCUUAGAUUUAUAAAAAAACAUGAUAUUCUGUCAUUCUGUAUAUCCGAAAAAAAACCUUGAGAAAGUUUUUCUUCUCGUUAAUUUUGUUUUGUUUUAUGUAAGAAGGCGUAACAGAACGAACAAAUAGCAUUUCCUUCGAAUUAGGUGCAAGUUGUGUGAGUUGUGUAAGUCGAUAAUGAUAAGUGGAGUUAAAGGAGUGUUAAUUCAUUGUAUUUUUAACUGAUAAUUUGUGAUUUAGGUCUAUAUGAAUUUGCCAAUCUAUUAUAAUAUGAACAGAAAACUCGUACGAGGGACACUUACAAGAACCUAUUAAAUAUGAAUACAUUCUCGUACAUCUUGAUUCUCUGAUCAGUGGAUUCAAAGUCAUUCGGAUAUUGUUAUUAGUUUAAAUCUACAAUAUUAAGAGAUGAUUCGAAUUCUAGUCAGAUUGACUACGAGUUUCAGAAUAACAAAAAUAAAUAGCUGUUGUAUCGAAAUUGUGCUCGGUGUCACAAAAGUGUAGAUUAAUUGAUAUUUGGCAUAAUAACAACAAUAAUAAUAGGGUUCUUGUAAAGCGCGCACGAUGACUGGCAUUUUUGACUAUGGCGAUCCAUAAUGUAAAAUAAGGGAUUAACAACGAAAAUCUGUUACAUACAAUAAUUAAUUUUUGAACCCCAAACUUUAAUUUGCGAAUCCAUCACGAAGCAUGGAUUUGCUUUCUUAUUCUAUC